This is a messenger RNA of Hylaeus volcanicus, 3425 nucleotides long. RefSeq lists its product as uncharacterized. The record is from RefSeq and is a predicted model, not a curated record. Gene Ontology annotation, biological process: maturation of SSU-rRNA from tricistronic rRNA transcript (SSU-rRNA, 5.8S rRNA, LSU-rRNA); ribosomal small subunit assembly. Gene Ontology annotation, molecular function: protein binding. Bases 118 to 3249 code for a protein of 1043 amino acids. The transcript is spliced from 12 exons. NCBI's taxonomy places the organism in Eukaryota, Metazoa, Arthropoda, Insecta, Hymenoptera, Colletidae. Gene Ontology annotation, cellular component: small-subunit processome; Pwp2p-containing subcomplex of 90S preribosome.
CUAAAAGAAACGUGGUGAACGGAUAUUGUGAUUGUGUACCACAUACUAAAUUAGAGUUUACAGUUUCACCUGAAACCUUUAUCGCAAAAACCGUGAAUUUGACGAAAAUAGACUUCAAUGUCGUCGUAUACGUUUGCAAACGUAUGUGGUGCACCUUUUGAAGGAGGUCAAAUAACGUUUGAUAAAACAGGAAACUGUUUGCUAGUUCCUUCCUCAAACCGAGUAACAGUUUACGAUUUACGUCAAAAUCGAGUGCAAACAUUGCCGUUUGAAGCGCGUCAAAACAUUCAAUAUAUUUUAUGUUCACCAAUUAUGAAUAUUCUUAUAACGAUAGACGUAAUAGGCAGAGCUGUUGUUGUGAAUAGUACAAAUAGUGUGAUUUUGAGUCGAUUCUCGUUUUCUCAUCCCAUUUCGGCAGCAAAAUUUUCAUCGUGUGGAAAGUAUUUAGCGACAGCGUCUCAAAAAGCAUUGAAAUUUUGGGAUGUUCCUACAAUGGAAAACCGUUGGUUUUGCUCGUUACGUCGGAAAAUUCAACAUCAUGCUGACACUAUUGUUUCUGUAUGUUGGAGUUGUGAUUCCGAAUACGUUUGUACUGGUUCAAAAGAUUUAACAGUGCGCAUAUUCAGUUGCAACCCUAAAGAGGGUUUUAAGGUUUUGACAUUUGUAGAACAUCGAUCGCCUCUUUGCGGAGCAUUUUUUAGCCAAAAUAUGAAAUACGUGAUAGGUGUCGCGACUGAUGGAACUAUGAUUUCGUGGAACUGGAUGACGGACGUUGAAAAACAUGAACAGGAUGAAAUACUUGGGAGUUCAACAGAAAAUAGAGCUUUUUCUUUACAAAGAGUUCCUACUCAUUCGUUAAGCAAAGAUGAUGAAAAAAAUGUUCAUCGGGAAUUAAGAAAGAAACGUCUUGCCGAAAAUUUUGAAACAAAACAAAGUGAUAAUUCCGAAAAUAAAAAUAAGCUACCAGAUUAUUCCAAAGGAUCUUGGAAGAUGGAGUGCAAGGUUUUUUGCAAUCAGUCUGGUGGUGCACUUAUAUCUCAAGUUGCCUAUAAUUCUUUAAUAAAUCUUCUUGCCACUGGGUUUAGUAAUGGUCUAAUUUGUUUAUAUUCGACACCAGAUUUCGCAGCACUUUACACAUUAUCCAUUGGUAACUCUCCUUUAGAUGCUCUUGAGAUAACGUCUGACGGAGAAUGGUUGGCUAUCGGAAAUUCUUACGCUGGCCAGAUUGUCGUUUGGGAAUGGAAAAGUGAAACCUACAUUUUAAAGCAGCAAGCACAUGGAACGGGUAUACGCUGUGUAGCUUGUUGUCCUACUCUGGAUAGAGUCACUCAAAACCGUAUAGGAGGUGACAAUAAGAGCUCGUCGUCUUUGGGAUUAAUACAAAGGAGUGUAGCUGUAGCAACGGGUGGAGAGGACGGUAAACUGAAGUUGUGGGACUCCGUGUCUGGAUUUAAUUACAUGACAUUCACUGACCAUGUGGCUCCAAUCAAUGAUAUCGUAUUCACACCACAAGGAAACGCAGUCAUAUCGGCGAGUAACGAUGGAACCGUUCGUUGUUAUGAUCUAGCACGGUAUCGUUGUUUUCGAACGUUUAGUAGCACGCAAAACGGAAUACAAUUUUUUUGCCUCGCUAUUGAUGGAAGUGGAGAGUUGAUUGUUGCGGGUACUAGGGGAACGGAGUACAGCCUUUACGUAUGGUCACUACAGACGGGAAAACAAAUCGAAUAUUUGUCCGGACACGAGGCUUGCAUUUCAUGUGUUAUGUUUGACCCUCAUCCUAAUCGUUCGGGUACAUUAAUUUCAAGUUCUUGGGAUAAAACGUUAAGGGUUUGGACAUUGUUUGGUCGUAUUGGCAAGGGAGGAGAAGCUGAGCCUUUGUGUCAUUCAAGCAGUGUUCUUUGCUUAGCGUUCGAUCCACGAGGCAAUAAUCAAAUUGCGGUGUCAACAUUAUGCGGAAAUAUAUGGUUUUGGAAUGUUCAGGAUGCUACAGUACUUGGCAGUAUUGACGGUUUACGUGAUAUAAAAUCGGGCCGAAAUGUUUCUGAUAAGUAUGCAGCUAACAAUUCCCGUAGUACAUCUGAGAAGAAAACAAACGCUACUUCUGUGGGUUCUGGAGUACUACAGAAUCAACAUUUUACAACAAUUGUAUACUCAUCCAACGGUUCAUGGCUUUUGGCAGCUUCCCAAACUUCACCUCGGGUUUGUAUCUACGCUUCGGAUACGCGUGAACUUUUACAUUCAGUAUCUUUGUCUAAGAAUAUCUCAUUUGAUAGCAUAUUGAUAGAAUUGAACUCCAAAUUGAUGACUGAAAGUGGAUUCUCUAUACAAGAAAUUGAUGCAUCUGAUUCGGACGAAGAUGAAGUGACACGACAACAAAAACGAAUUCAACAGCAUAAAGCAUUGCCUGGUAUUGAAGUUGGUGAUUUAAAACCGUUGCAUGAGCGCAAAAAAUUUAAAAUAUGGAAAUUAGCUUUCUCUCAGGAUGGUCAACAAUGGUGUGCUGCCACCAGUCAUGGAUUGUUCACUUUUUCUCUAGACUCCAAAAACUGUAUGGCUUUAUCUAAUCGUUCCAUGGGAAGUUAUCAGGCUUCAGGAAUAAGUUCUUUAGACACGUUUCGACCUAAUUUAAUAACUAAAAAAGUUUCACCCGAGAGUAUCCUUAAUGUUUUAAAAAAAAAUCCUGCUCAAGCAAUGAUACUAGCAUUAGGCUUAAACGAUUUUAUGUGGUUAUCUCGCGUCUAUGUAUCUAUUCCAUACAAAUAUAUUGGUGUAGUUGUUGAAUCAAUUCCUCCACUUUUUCUUCCUGCUUUAUUAAAUUUUCUACGUAUAUGUUUAAUGGAACCAAGUCAAAAUCAAAUUAACGAAGAUAUUAAUUUAUCUACCCCUGACUUGUCAACAUCUCUUGGUGGAAGUCCUCAUCUUCAAUUUCAUUUACACUGGCUAACUUGUAUUUUAUCUUGUCAUCUUUCUGUUUUACAACAAAUCGAUUGUAAACAUGAGAUUUACAAAACGAAUCAUGACAGCAUUCAAGAUAAAAAAGAAGUUUCGUUAUUUCAAUUAGACUCUAGUCGAACGGAUCUGUACAGUAUAUGUUUAUUGUUACUACGCAAUGUCCGAAAAAUUCAUUCAAAUUUAGGAUCACUUUUUAAAUUGAAUCUUCAUACUUUAGACGCUUUGUUGUUAUUUAAGAACGUUUCGAAAGCUAGGGAAUGCGUCGAAGUAAAUAAUGUUGAUUUAACAAUGUCAUAAACACAUGGCAAGUACAAAGUGUUUUUUUGUGCAAGUUUUCAUUACACUACAGCAUUGACUUAAAAAAAUAUUUAAAGUGCAAUAGAGUGUAGUUAGGACUAAAUAUACUAACAACUUAUAGCAAUGCGCUGUUUUUUUUUAUGAAACUAUUACAAAAAAAAAAAAUCGCCUAACGG